AUGUUCGCUCGUUUCUUCGCUGUUGCUUUCCUUGUGGUCCUCGCUGUCGCUACUCCCCUCACUAGCCACUAUCCGUGGUGCCGGCCAUGCUGUGAGAGUUCUGCCAGUACUUCCGAGUACAACAAGGUGGCAAGGUCUCUUGGCCUUGAAGAAAUACCGGCCAGUGUCGCCGGCCAUGUUGCCUGUAGCUGCAACCCUAUUAGCGCUGUUGGCAUUGGCAGUGGCGCCACUUGCAACCGACAGCCUAUGUGUUGCAGCAAUAACCAGAUGUGGGAUCUGACGGCAACCAUUAAUACUUCGACAUUGGUGGAUGGUACUGCGGUCUCGCGGCGCCCACGAAGAGUGGGCGCUGGGCCAAUGGGUCUGGUAGUAGCAUUGACACUCCUCCAAAAGAUUUGCAAGUGGAUGGUCGGCUUUGAUGGUGCAAAAGAUAUUGUGCUUGGGCUUAUGUUUUCAGUGAUAUUCGUUCAAAAGGCGUUGGUCUUCACAGAGUGGGCCAAUAUCUGCAUGGUGAAUAAGUUGAGCCAGGGUCCAGUGUCCGUUGUAGGCGGUUUACAAGAUGCUCGUCUACCUGUCAUCUCCGAGAUUCUGGAGAUAGCCAUCUCGAUUCUUAACCAGACAAUAACGACAGGAGACAUACCGAUCCAACAAAACUCCAUCCUUUCCAUGUCUGGUGUCAGAUGCCGAUUCAACAAUAUCGUUCUCGACAAGUUUGCAAUUCCAGGAAAGCCAGUAAUGCAUAUGGGGGUGCUUGGCGAGGGUCAUCUGGAGGCUGGGGACAAAGAGCCCCAUGCGCCAAAUAUGCUCCAGGUGGAAGAUGGAAAGUCUGAUGUGAAGACGCCCCUUUGAUCUGCACCGACUAUCAUGAUGGUAUCACACAGUGCCUGUGUUCUUGCCGAGCCUCGCAAACACAACUCUGAUCUCAGGUUUUACUUGAGACGCGAGACAAGAUGCAAUUGUCGUUCUGCCGUCAUCGGCAUCGGUGAUGGGCUCGUUGCAUCUUCUGCUGACCUUCAAGUUUUUGUUGAUCAGAAGAGCUAUGCUUAUUCGGCUUACGUCAUGGAAGCGAAUCAGAUGAAAGUCGGAGUGAUUGAUUGUUGUGACCGUUGGUGAAGGCAUGAAGAAAGAUCUCAAAAAUAUUUUUGAAGGUACAGAGACUGUCAUGAUAGCUU
Molecule: messenger RNA, 1172 nt
Organism: Suillus plorans
Lineage: Eukaryota; Fungi; Basidiomycota; Agaricomycetes; Boletales; Suillaceae
Exons: 12
Coding region: 1-849 (282 amino acids)
Cellular component (GO): fungal-type cell wall
Molecular function (GO): structural constituent of cell wall
Source: RefSeq, a predicted model, not a curated record